This is a messenger RNA of Paramecium tetraurelia, 1746 nucleotides long. RefSeq lists its product as uncharacterized. Lineage: Eukaryota; Ciliophora; Oligohymenophorea; Peniculida; Parameciidae. The transcript is spliced from 6 exons. The record is from RefSeq and is a predicted model, not a curated record.
AUGAGAACAAUAAUUAUUAGGUAAAAACAACUAUACUAUUCUAUUUAUAAAAAAAUUUCCUAAAAAAGGGAACUUAUCACAAUGCAUGAUAAUGGCACAUUUAUUUCUUAUGUUAAAAAUAUGUAAAUUGACCUUUAUGAUUAAUUGCCAAUUUCAUAUUAUGAAUGCAAUGAUCCAAAAAUUAUGAUUAUGAUAACGAAACUUGAUCAGGUUUAAUAAAAUCGAGGAUAUUGGUAACAAUUUUACUUUAGAAGAAUAAAAAUGCAUACUUCGACUCAAUUGAAAAAAAGAGAACUUGUUAUGUUGAAACAACGAUGCUAUGAAGCUUUUUAUUCAGCUUAGAUUAGAUAAAUCAAAAUCAAUGAAUUGGAGGCUAAUGAGAGUGUCAAAAAGACAACAAAUAAGAGUCAGACAAAAGUUACACACAAGAAAAGUGAUACUAAUUUGUAUAUAGAUAUUAAAAACUUAUUUUCUCUAAAUUAAUUUUUAACAUAUAUGCAUAAGAAUCAAAUUCAAAAUACGAAUACUCGCAAACCAUCUAAUAGUUAUUUAAAAACAGAGUUUAGUUGUUCAUCUCAGACUAAAGAUUUGAGAUUUACAACUGAACCAUCCCCUAAUAGAGGAAAUAAAGAAAAUGUUGUUAAACCAUCUUAUCUUAAAGCAACUCUCCAAAAUCAUUUAAUCAAGUAAGAUAGAAAUAUCACUCCAAAUGUUGCCAAAAGUAGUGUUAUAAGUUUGUUUCUUAAAUAGAAAUAAGAGGAAUAGCCAACUGAAAUAAAAAUGAAUUCUUGCCAAUAACACAAAAAGAAAUUGAAAUACGAAAUCAAUUAAUAAUCAAUGUGCAGUAAAUGCGCGAUCGACUAUGCCAUUCAAUUUGGAGUGCCUAUACGUUAUAAUGAUUUCGAGAGAAAAAUGCUUACAUUUGGUUAAGAUGAAGAACAUGAGGAAUUCCAGACAUUUACAUAAAAUACAUCUAAAGAACUUUAAUACAUCUCAAAUAUCUAAACCUAAUCCGAUGGGAUCAUAAAAAAGAAGGAGUUAAAAGAUUUUAUUGUAAAGGUUGGAGAUGUUAUCAGUUAAAAUAUGUAAUUUCUAAAAGUAAUACAACAAUAAUCUAUGACAUAUGAUAAUCCUAGACAAUAAGUUAAUAAAAUCUUAGAUGAACUACAAAUAAUAAGUAGGACACUUCUAAAUGAUUUAUUUGAUAAAUAAUCAACAAAAAGUCAAGGUUCUUUAAGUAUUUCUAAUGAUCUUCCUCAAUAGAUUAAUCUCAAUAGCUUUAAAUCAGUUGUUAAUCAAUAAAUAAAUGAUCUCUAAAACAUUAAAAAGGAUAUCAUGGAGAACGUUGAUAAUAUCAUCACUUAGAUGGAUGUGGCUCCUUUCAAAAUCAUAAUAAAUAAAUAUAGCGAGAAGUUAAAAUCUUUUGAGGGUACUUUAUUUGAAAUCUAAGAAUAAUUUAAAUAACUUCCCCAAUAGUGUGAACAAAGUAGUCUUACCAAAAAAAUGAAAGAUUUGACUUUUAAGAAAAAAUUAUCUAAACUAUUUACUGAUCUAUUGGAAAGUUCAGUAUAAAAAAUAAACUAAUUACCAGAUUAAGUUAACAAUAAUACUAAGUUUAUAUAAUUACUAUAAAAAGUCAAUAACAAUUAGAAUACCAACACAAUCUUCUAUUCAUCUAUUUUAAAGGAUAUUCAUUCUGAUGAAAAACCUAAGCAACUAAAAGCUAGAUAUAAACCUACUGAGUGA